Sipha flava (yellow sugarcane aphid) is the source of this 1112-nucleotide messenger RNA. Its product is annotated as ADP,ATP carrier protein 1-like. The transcript is spliced from 3 exons. NCBI's taxonomy places the organism in Eukaryota, Metazoa, Arthropoda, Insecta, Hemiptera, Aphididae. Gene Ontology annotation, biological process: mitochondrial ATP transmembrane transport; mitochondrial ADP transmembrane transport. Bases 118 to 1029 code for a protein of 303 amino acids. Gene Ontology annotation, molecular function: ATP:ADP antiporter activity. Gene Ontology annotation, cellular component: mitochondrial inner membrane. The record is from RefSeq and is a predicted model, not a curated record.
AGAAACUUCUUUCUUUCGCUCCGCACCGCCCGAGACAAGCAGUCCCGUGCCGUUCAGUUUGAUCAGCAAUCAACUUUUUUUCCAAAGUUUUCUUUUUUGAUCCUUACAACAACAAAUAUGGGUGAAGCCAAGGCACCUAAAGACCCCUACGGUUUCGCCAAGGACUUCUUGGCCGGUGGUGUCUCCGCCGCCGUGUCGAAGACCGCCGUCGCUCCGAUCGAACGUGUCAAGCUCAUUCUCCAGGUCCAAGCAGCGUCUCAACAGAUUGCUGCCGACAAACAAUACAAAGGUAUUCUUGAUUGUUUGGUCAGAAUUCCAAAAGAACAAGGUUUUGCCAGUUUCUGGAGAGGUAACAUGGCUAAUGUUAUCAGAUACUUCCCAACACAAGCCUUGAACUUUGCAUUCAAGGAUGUUUACAAACAACUGUUUAUGGAUGGCGUUGAUAAAAAAACUCAAUUCUGGCGGUACUUUGCUGGUAACUUGGCAUCUGGUGGUGCUGCUGGAGCUACUUCAUUGUGCUUCGUAUAUCCACUUGAUUACGCUCGUACAAGAUUAGGAGCUGAUGUUGGUAAAGGCCCGGCUGAAAGGCAGUUUAAAGGUCUAGGUGAUUGUAUAGCAAAAACAAUCAAAUCUGACGGUCCCAUUGGUCUGUACCGUGGUUUUAUUGUGUCCGUCCAAGGUAUUAUCAUCUACCGUGCUGCAUACUUUGGAUUCUUUGACACUGCCAAGGGAAUGCUGCCCGAUCCCAAGAAUACUCCAUUCUUGAUUUCAUGGGGUAUUGCCCAAUUUGUAACUACAUUCGCUGGUAUUAUGUCCUAUCCAUUCGACACAGUCAGACGUCGUAUGAUGAUGCAGUCUGGUCGUGCUGCUAACGAACGUAUGUACAAGAGCACAGUGGAUUGUUGGGGCAAGCUCUACAAAAACGAAGGAUUGUCUGCCUUCUUCAAAGGUGCAUUCUCAAAUGUACUCAGAGGUACUGGUGGUGCCUUAGUAUUGGUCUUCUAUGAUGAACUUAAAGCCCUCAUGUAAUUUCAUUUCAAACGAAAUUGAACAUUAUUGUGCAGUAUAAAUGUAAUUCAAUAAACACUGUUGUAGAGUAUACAUUCCUGAAA